UGGGGUUUGCUUACUUCCACCCGAGGGGACGUCACCGUCAGCCCGGGAAAGACCACCACGCCGGUGCUACCAGCCACACACGCCUCCAUCACCACUUGUCUCUGCAAACCGCCCCAAGCAACAAACAAACCAACAUGGCUCCUUUUGAGAAAUCCAUGGAGAUGAUGCCCUUCAAGCAGAGGAAAUGCCUCGAAACAAGAAAAGAUGAAGUGUGCAGCAUUCGGUCUAAAUUCCCCAACAAGUUGCCUGUGAUUGUUGAACGUUACAUCCGUGAAAAGACUCUCCCCCUGUUGGACAAAACAAAGUUCCUGGUUCCCUUCGAGCUCACCUUGGGUCAGUUCCUCUGCCUGCUCAGGAAUAAGAUCGCCCUGGACUCUACCCAGGCCCUGUUCCUCCUGGUGGCAGAGAAGAGCAUGUCCUGCAUGUCCUCCAGCAUGGGGGAGGUUUAUUCCCGCCACAGUGACACUGAUGGCUUCCUCUACAUCACCUACGCCUCACAGGAGAUGUUCGGAGCACCUCAGCCAGCAGCUGGGCCACCCUGCUGAGCCAGAAACAGAUAAAAUGAACUGAACCCGGACCAAUGGUGGUGACACCACACAACCAAACUGGAAAAAAAAAGGACUAACUGAGCCAAGGCGAGACUGUUUCGUCCAGUUUUUUUUAACCCCAAACUGCAUCUCAGACUACCUCAUGAACCCCUGUAGACUUUUAAACACAGCAAAUCACUAUGUCCAUCUUGUGAUUGCAUUGGAACCUCAACUAGCCAAAACCGGACAUAUGUGGACAAAACUCCCCCUGAGGAAGACGUUUUAGACUGAUUGAUUAUUUGAUUGGCUCAUUUAAUGAUUUCUGUUAAGAGAUUUUGGGAGAAGAAGUAGAAGUCAACACAGAAACUUGUUUGAUUUUUUUAUGUAAAAAAAAAAACAAUCAUGACUAUGCAAUGGACUGAGCAUUGCAAUCAUUCUCCGUUACUCCAAAAAUUUCAGAGAAAAUAUUAAAAUUGUGAUGUUUUUUUUUCCCCCUUUACAUGACAAACAUUCUCAUAUUUGUCCUUCAGUAACCUCAGAAGCUUUGAGCUUCAGUGCAGACAAACCAGUUUUCACAUAACUGCACUGCCAGUUCAGGGUAAAAUCAGUCCAGUGGAACCACCACCACCUCCACCACCCUCUCCUCCACUCUACAAAAGCGGAGUCUUGCUGGUAAUCAGACUCCUUCUUAGCACUUAUCUCCCCUUCCUCCUCUCUUUUCUCUGAUUGCCUCAUCAUCCUCAUCAUCCCUUGAAAAUGUGAAAUUGUGCUCUGGACUCUCGUGGAUCAUUACAGGGACUUUUGAGGCUGUUGUUGCUGCUCUGAUGUGUUCUGUAUCCAGCUGUCAGUAUUAAAAGAAAAUGAAUGAA
Seriola dumerili (greater amberjack) is the source of this 1396-nucleotide messenger RNA. RefSeq names its product microtubule-associated proteins 1A/1B light chain 3C-like (gene map1lc3cl). Bases 135 to 545 code for a protein of 136 amino acids. The record is from RefSeq and is a predicted model, not a curated record. Gene Ontology annotation, cellular component: autophagosome; autophagosome membrane; cytosol. Gene Ontology annotation, molecular function: ubiquitin protein ligase binding. Gene Ontology annotation, biological process: cellular response to nitrogen starvation; autophagosome assembly; macroautophagy. The transcript has 4 exons. NCBI's taxonomy places the organism in Eukaryota, Metazoa, Chordata, Actinopteri, Carangiformes, Carangidae.